Molecule: messenger RNA, 5949 nt
Organism: Strigops habroptila (Kakapo)
Lineage: Eukaryota; Metazoa; Chordata; Aves; Psittaciformes; Psittacidae
Gene: ABCG4
Product: ATP binding cassette subfamily G member 4
Exons: 15
Coding region: 121-2049 (642 amino acids)
Cellular component (GO): plasma membrane
Molecular function (GO): ABC-type transporter activity; ATP binding; ATP hydrolysis activity
Source: RefSeq, a predicted model, not a curated record
CGGGGCGGCGGGGAGCGGCGGGGAAGGAAGAACAUCCUCUGCCGGGGAUGGGCUAAGCCGCGGAGAGCGGCUUGCGGGAUUUAGCGCUCCUUGUUCGCCCGGCCGAAGGAGUCAAGCAGGAUGGCAGAGAAGGGUAUGGAUCCCGCGUGUGUCUCCAUCGCCCUGGAGGACACGGUGUGCCACGCCAGCCCUCCGGAUGCCCCGCUCCUCACCACCCACUUGAAGAAGGUCGAGAACCACAUCACGGAGGCCCAGAGGUUUUCUCACCUCCCGAAGCGCUCAGCCGUCAACAUCGAAUUCAUUGACCUGUCCUACUCUGUGCGGGAAGGCUCCUGGUGGAGGAAGAGAGGGUACAAGACUCUCCUCAAAUGCCUGUCAGGGAAGUUCUGCCAGCGGGAGCUCAUUGGGAUCAUGGGGCCCUCGGGUGCUGGGAAGUCCACACUCAUGAACAUCCUGGCUGGGUACAGGGAGACCGGGAUGAAGGGCCAGAUCCUGGUGAACGGCCGGCCGCGGGACCUGCGCACCUUCCGCAAGAUGUCCUGCUACAUCAUGCAGGAUGACAUGCUCCUGCCUCACCUCACUGUUCUGGAGGCUAUGAUGGUCUCUGCUAACCUGAAGCUGAGUGAGAAGCAGGAGGUGAAGAAGGAGCUGGUGAAUGAGAUCCUGACGGCCCUGGGGCUGCUGGAGUGCUCGUACACCCGCACCAUCUCGCUGUCGGGAGGGCAGCGCAAGCGCCUGGCCAUCGCCCUGGAGCUGGUGAACAACCCUCCGGUCAUGUUCUUCGAUGAGCCCACGAGCGGUCUGGACAGUGCCUCCUGCUUCCAGGUGGUUUCCCUGAUGCGGUCCCUGGCUCAGGGUGGGCGCACCAUCAUCUGCACCAUCCACCAGCCCAGCGCCAAGCUCUUUGAGAUGUUCGACAAGCUCUACAUCCUGAGCCAGGGCCAGUGCAUCUUCAAAGGCAUCGUGACCAACCUCAUCCCCUACCUGAAGGGUCUUGGCCUUCACUGCCCCACAUACCACAACCCUGCUGACUUCAUUAUUGAGGUGGCCUCAGGAGAAUAUGGAGACCUCAACCCUGUCCUCUUCCGAGCUGUCCAGAAUGGCAUGUGCACCAUGGCUGAGAAGAAGAGCAGCCCCGACAGAGCAGAUCCGUCCUGCCCAGCCCACUGUGUGACGGACGUGGACCACAUCGAGAGCCACACGUUUGCCACCAGCACCUCAACUCAGUUCUGCAUCCUCUUCAAGAGAACCUUUAUCUGCAUCCUGAGGGACACGGUGCUGACCCACCUGCGGUUCAUGUCCCACAUCUGCAUCGGGGUGCUCAUUGGGCUGCUCUACCUGCACAUCGGCAACGACGCGGGCAAAGUCUUCAACAACACCGGCUUUCUCUUCUUCUCCAUGCUCUUCCUCAUGUUUGCCGCACUGAUGCCCACCAUCCUCACCUUCCCCCAGGAGAUGACUGUAUUCCUGCGAGAGCACUUGAACUACUGGUACAGCCUGAAGGCCUAUUACCUGGCAAAGACCAUGGCAGAUGUGCCCUUCCAGGUGAUCUGCCCCAUUGCAUACUGCAGCAUCGUGUACUGGAUGACCGGUCAGCCACCCGAAGCCACGCGCUUCCUCCUCUUCUCUGCCCUGGCCACCGCCACGGCCCUGGUGGCCCAGUCCCUUGGGCUUCUCAUCGGAGCUGCUUCUACUUCUUUACAGGUGGCCACCUUUGUGGGACCCGUCACUGCCAUCCCUGUCCUGCUCUUCUCGGGCUUCUUUGUCAGCUUCAAGACCAUCCCCACCUACCUGCAGUGGAGCUCCUAUGUCUCCUAUGUCAGGUACGGCUUUGAGGGCGUCAUUCUCACCAUCUAUGCCAUGGAGCGCGAGGACCUGGAAUGCCUCGAGGACUUCUGUCCUUUCCAAAAACCCAUCAAGAUCCUGCAGGAGCUGGAUGUGGAGGAGGCCAAGCUCUACCUGGACUUCCUCAUCCUGGGCAUCUUCUUUGUCAUCCUGCGGCUCCUGGCUUACCUGGUCCUCAGGUACAAAGUCAAAUCAGAGAGAUAAAGGGGCCGUGGGGCCCCAGUGCUGUUCCCGGGCCUGGCCUGCUCUAAGAGACAUUCCGCAGAUGGACACAGCACUCCUAGCAGGUCAUGGACCACGGCGGAGGCAUUGGUAGGUGCCAGCCAGGCCUGGCUCAGUCGAGAAGGGUUUUGAGACGUCUCGGAACUGUUUUAACCUUUCCAUGCACUCUUCAUUGCAAACGUUUUGUACCACCCUGGCACACGCCACCCCGUCCCCCAAGGACUGCCGAACCCCACGGAGCUUGGGGCCCCUCUUGUCACCCCUGCCCGGCACUGCCCUUCUCCACCAAACACACCGGGACUCUGGGGAUGGUGCCGUGGAGGUGGCUGGCUGCGGAGCAAGGCCAAGAGGAGCCAGCUGCUCCAGGCAGGAGGAGAGUGAGGUCCUAGGGCUGAAAGCAGGAGGAGACACCCGCAGAGCAUGGAUCCACAGUGCAGCCCACAGCCCUGUUGCUUGCCGUGGGCAGCAGCAUGCGUGUCAACGCUAAGAAGAGCCCAAAGAUGCAAUAGGCCAAGUUGCACAAGGCUUUAGUGUUUCCUGUCACCACAGCCACAGAAAUUGCUGCAUCCUCUUUUCCUUUCUGCAUAAAUCCUCCCUGGUUUUUGUUUGUUUGUUAUAUUUUGGGUUUUUUUCUUUUCUUUCCUUUAAUUUUUUUUAUAAACCAACUGCUUCCCAUUCUGCAUGGGAAAGGGGAAAGGGAGCCAGCAGGCAAAGGAAGGACCCGGGACUCUGCUCAGACUUCUGCUUGGAUGCUAUCCUCAGAGAUAGGAUCUUCAAACCUGGGGAUAUGGCAGGGUCUGUGGGAACGGAACAGUAUUCUCAUUCCUUUGGGAGUCUCACGUUCAUUCCGUGUUGUCUUUGGGGUCUCAGCCAAGAGGAUAGAAUCAACCAACGAGGAGAGAAGUGACUGGUCCCUCCAAGUGCUUGCAUGAAGCAGGGAAGAUUGAGGUUCCCACACCCUGCCAGUGCAAGGUGGCUGGAAAGCAGGGCUGGGCUCAGCCGUGCCAUCGCUGGAGCCUCUACUGAAGGAGAAGAGCUGGCCCCGAGCCCUUCCCUUGCGCCAUCUCAUUCCUCACCCCUCUUCCCCGGCACGACUGUGGCUGUCUCAGCAGAGCAAGGAGGAUGAGCCUCACCCAGCACGGCUGUGCAGGAGGGGAUGCCGUCCCCAGGGACACCCGGCCUCAUCACAGUGCAAACCCCCCAAGGUAACGCUGUGCAGAAGGGGGGUCCCUGCAGCGCCACAACUGGAAAGCAGGUGAGAUCUCACAGCGGUUUUUUGCACUGGGUGACCCUGACGGUGGGAAGGGCUUUGCACUUUGGGACUGUAUCAGGAAAAGGUCCCUUUUGGCAAGUGUCUCUGGUGGCUCUUCCAUAGUGACCUGCUUCUCCACACUCCUUGCGGAUGGAAGGCGUUUUGGCACCUCGCUGGCUCUCCAAAGGAACAGAGCUGAGACUGGAGCUGGUGGGGCAUCUGCACACGCUGCUGUGCUGGGAACACAGCGCGCUGCUUAACUACAUGGCCUGUCUCUAUGGGUGUUCUGGAACUAGUGUCGCUGGCGCUGGUGUCACAAGGCUGCACUGGUCACCCAUGCACGGAGGAUCCCGCUGUGAGCAUGGACAUGGGGAGGGCAGCUCUGCCUCAUCCUGGCAUGCUGGGCUCUGAUUCAAGCGCAGUCUGUGAGACGCUGCUGCUGGCGCUCUCUGAGCAGCAGGGAAUCGCAGGGCAAAUGCCAGAUUUCAGCAACAUCCUUGAGACUGUUCUUUGCUUUAACUGUCUCAUGUUGGGACUGCUCCACACAGCAGGGGCUGGCUGGCCUGCAGGGGGAUGGCAGACACACGGCAGAUGAUGCUGGGCACUCGGCAAGGUCGUGUUUUCCCUGCCUGGACAGAAUCGCUGCGAGGAGCUUGUAUCCAUGGGGCAAUCCUGCACAGAGGGUCUGGAAGCAGGACGUGCCCUGAUGCCCUUUUCAUGCUGAGCACUGGGGUUUUCCCCAGGGGCUUUUGUCUGACUUAGUACUGUCUCUCACAGAAUUCCCCUCCGCUCCUGGAUCUUCCUUCACUGCCAGCUCUGCGCCAUGCUCUGCAAUGGGGUCGUGCCAGCUUGGGGGCUGAUAUCUCCUUGGCAUGAUGCUGCCAGCUGCAGCCACAGGGUCGAGUGGGGAACGGUCCCCAUGUGUGCUCUGUUACGAGGUGGAUGGAUGGGCAGGGAGCCAGGGGGAGCUGUGGGCUGUCACCCUUCUCCAUCUCACUGUCCUUGGGGCUGAUGGGACUGAUGCAGGGCUUGUGUCCUGCUCUUGGGCUGUGGCUGCUUCAGCCUUGCCCAGUGCAGUGUGCGCUGCUGGCCUGAGGGUUUUCCCUGGUGGAUACCAAGGUGGCAGGAGGUGCCAGUGAUGCGGUUUUGCACAGCUCCUGCCUCCUGGCUGUGGGGCUUGGUGGUGGGUCCUGCUUCCUCCACACCGGAGGCGCUGCCAUUCCCAGCACUGAGUCCUGCUGGGACAUGGUGCCUCCUGUGCCAGCGCCACUGCCAGAAGGACCAGGAUGAGAUGGACUAGUGUGGAACAGAGGGGGCUACCAGAAGGCACCUGUGAUUGCCACUGCCUGUGUUCCCCAACGCACAGGGAUGCUGCAACAGAAGCCUUUGCUGGCCAGCCUCCGCUGCUUGCAGAGAAGCCCUAUGGGGCAGGCAUGGCCAGAGGAAGGCAGCCAGAGCAGGUACCUCCAUAUGUGGCUUGUUGGACCAACCUGUCCAGGAUGGGGCGGUUGGCAGCACCACCAGGACCUCCAGGACAGUUCAGCACAGCCCAGGCCUCCUGUGCCGGUGAGUGCACGGGUUGCUGACUAGCCAUGGGGCCACUGUGGGGCAGAGGACCAGGGCAAGCCUGGAGGUGGAUGAUGGCUGCGUCUCCAAGCUGAGCAAGGGUGCUCAUCCACAGGGCCGUGGCAGCAGGAAGCCUGAGGCACAUUAGAGAAGGGCACUGGUGCUCCCAGCCGAGCUGGCAAGUGAAUGUGUUGGUACCCAGGGGCUGCAAUGGGUGAGGGAUCUGGGCACGCAGUGGCAGAGAGCGCCUGGGUCUGGCAGACCCUGCCCCAGGUGAAGGCAGCCUUGGUGGUGCCUGAGGGCAAAUGGUGUUGGAGGAGUGAAUUGAGCCAAGGUGUCAUGAACAGGGACAUCCAUUGCUCCUUCUCUCCCAACGAGGGCAAUCCCAGAGAUGGUGGAAGGCACAGAGAAAUGCAAAGAGACCCCUUGGCAAUAACACUGGUCAUUUUGUGGUGUGGAGCUUGGGUCUUGCCUUGUCCUGACAGGGUGGGGAGCACCCAUGUGCUGGGCUGGCACGCAGCAGCGAGGAUGCACUUUAUUGGAGCAGGGGAGCAGGGCUGUGGGUGCUUCUGGCUGCGGGAAUCCCACCAGGGAACGCGUCUGGAUAAUCAUGAGGAGCGUGAUGGAGGAGAGCAGGCUUCUUCCCCCACACCUCCUCUCCCCCCCUGCCCCUUGCCUUCCCUUGCAAUGCACUUUGAAUAGAUGAAGAUGUGGUUCAGGCUGUGGCUCCAGCUCCCUGGGAGCACCGGUUGAACCGUAACCCAUCCAAAACUGCUUCAGCCCCUUAGCCUGGCUCCUUCAGCCCACAGGCACGGUUGUGUCGGGUACUGCCUCUCCCUCAUGUGUGCUGUGAACGCAGGCAGGCAAGCAGGGCUAUGGCCUUCCACCACCAUGCAUGUCCAGGCCACCUUUGUCACACGUACAAGAAGAGCAAACGCAUCGCUACCUGGCUGGUGUGAGGGUUUGCUGGAGCAGAGACUGGGAUAGAACAAGGAGGGGAUGGGGCUUCUCCCAGGGAUUCACCCCUCUCUCAAAUCAGGCAAUAAAACAGUGUUUCCUUCCCA